Tuber melanosporum (Perigord truffle) is the source of this 1765-nucleotide messenger RNA. RefSeq lists its product as uncharacterized. Bases 305 to 1717 code for a protein of 470 amino acids. The transcript is spliced from 9 exons. The record is from RefSeq and is a predicted model, not a curated record. NCBI's taxonomy places the organism in Eukaryota, Fungi, Ascomycota, Pezizomycetes, Pezizales, Tuberaceae.
CAACCGCUCUCCUCUGUCACCCUUUCUAGAGGGCCCCGGCUCUUCUUUUUUUUUUUCCUUUUUCUUCUAUGUGCGCGCGCGAGAGAGUAAGAGUGAGUGAGAGUGUGUUAACUUAUGAGUGAGCGAGUGAGCGAGUGAGUGACAAAUAGCGACUUAUUGCUAUUUGUACCACAGUACUAUUUUCCAUUUACCUUGUUAUUUUUAUUGUCGUGGUUUGAAUAUUGAUUCUGGUGUGGUUCUGGCCUUCAAAUUUUAGCGUGCGCAAAGCUGCCCCUCAAUAACCAACCACCUCUCUAUCACAAUUAUGGAUUUACUUCAUAUGCCCCCAUAUGGUCUAAAGGAGCUUAUCCUUUCUCAUCCUUUUCUCAAAGCAUAUGGACUUGGCUUCUUGUACUAUCUAAGUCCUCGCAUUUUCGGUCUCGUGCUCUCGAAAGUUAAGCAGAGAAUAAGCAAUAAAAAGAGCAAUGUUGUUUCACCUGCAAUUAUAGAUAUUUUGAGAAAGUCCUCCGAACUUCACCGCUUUCCCGCAUUUUGCGGCGUCAUAAUAGGUGGUUGGCAUGUCUUACAACCAAUCUUCGAGAAGUUUUUCGUGGCUGUCGGUAAAUUUUCCGAGCCUCUGGGUGCCGAAAAGACUAUCGGUGAACAGAGACGCAGGGUAGCUACAUUUUUGGCAUCCGCAUCGGCUGCGGCUGUCGCCAUACGACAAUUGAACAGUCGUAGUGUAGAGAUCACAGCAGGGCGAACGCUGGAUCUCACUCUCUUUGCUGUCGUGAGAGCCCUGGACGUUGUGAUUGGUGAAAUUUGGGCUCGCAGAAAAGCCCACCGGGUCCACUCUAGGACCCUUGCUAGACUUAAUAGGAUCAUUGAAAAUAAUGUUGAUGCAGCUAUAUUUGCUGCAAGUGCUGCAGUGAUAAUGUUUUCCUGGUUCUAUGAACCAGAAAAGCUGCCAUCGUCUUACAAUAAGUGGAUAACUGAAAUUUCUGAGGCCGAUACUCGUCUGAUAACGACUUUGAGGCGGAUAAGAUCUGGUGAAUUCGUAUAUGGAAAAGAGACAGGGCAGGCAUCCUUGCUGCAGUCUUUAUGCGAAGAUCUCGGUCUACCCAAGAUUUGGGGUGACCCAGCUGCCACGAAACGUAUUCCUUGUGAGGUGAUUCACCAUGGUUUCUCAAAGAGCUGUGAGCUCCACGCAUGUUGGAGAUUCUGGAACGCAUGGAAAGCAGCAUUCACCAUGUACUUGGGAUUGAAUCUCCUAGUUCGGCUUCGAAACGGUCUCAGUGUACACACGUCCUUGAGAGCUAUCGGUGAUGCAGCAAAGUCGGCGGCAUUUCUUGGAACGUUCGUCAGCACCUUUUGGUACACCAUCUGCUUGACACGAACCAGGCUAGGACCACUUCUUUUGCCACAAAGUGAUCAGUUAUUUUUGGAGAAUUUUUGCGUCAAGAUGAGCUGCUUGAGCUGCGGUUGGAGUAUUCUGGUAGAGCCAGUCCAUCGUCGUUCGGAGAUGGCGUUCUUUGUUGCUCCCCGUGCAUUGGGAACUUUUGUGCCGAGAAAAUAUGACAGGAAGCACCUCUGGAAAGAGACUUUGGCAUUCGCAGUAAGUGCUGGAAUUGUCUUUACUGCGCUCAAAGAGAACCCAAAGAGAUGUGGUUUCCUAGAGCGGAGAAGGGGUGUUCCUCAGGCAAGCCCAGACCAGAUCGUGGUAUUUGUGGAGGUAUAGAAUAAAGUUAUCAAUAUCAUAAUUUAAUUUACAUCUAAUUUGGGUUUG